UUAUAUUUGUGGGUUCGGUGUUUAUUGGUUCCAGCUGGGUAACUCCUGAAUCUCUUUUCAACUCGAGCCUGAAAGACCCCAUGACUCUUUCGUAUGGAGAAGUGUCGACAGUCCUUCUCUUAUAGAUGCUGCCUGGCCUGCUGGGUUCCACCAGCAUUUUGUGCGUUGUUUGAAUUUGCCGCAUCUACAGAUUUCCUCGUGAUGGCUCUUUCAUAUUAUAACUUUAUAAAAUUGCAGACUAGACGCUGGUCAAAGUUUGAGAAGAACCGUUUUCCAUAACCUGAUAACGUUCACACAGUGACCGACCGCGGGCAGAAGCUGAGGGUCAGUUUUAUUCGGUUCCGUUACGGGUUGAAAGAAAUUAGAGAACUGACUUCCCAGACACUCCAAUAUCAACUACACUUAAAUCAAAUAUGCCUGGUUUCAGUAACAGAGGGUAACCGAUCUGCAAUUAUUUAACUGGAAAUUAAAUUUGAACAAUAGGUUUAUUUUUGGCGGGCUUUUUUCCAGAUUUCAGUACAUUUUGGGGAGGAGACGGUUAUUUUCCGCGCUUCUACUUUUACGGACUGCUGAUUGGUGAUUAAGGCAGUUCUUCGAUUGGGACAUUUGUCUUCACCAAUGAGAAUAAGGACGAUCACACCAAUCACAAACAUCACUUUUCAUUCUCAAAGAGGCUAUAAAAAGGGCAAGUAGGGGCGGGGUGAACAUUCCUUCAUUCUCGCUGGAGUAGGACUGUGACUGUAGAAAUGUCUGGACGUGGAAAAGGCGGCGCUGGCAAAGCUCGGUCCAAGGCCAAAUCUCGUUCGUCUCGGGCUGGACUGCAGUUCCCGGUCGGCCGGGUUCACAGACUCCUAAGAAAGGGCAACUAUGCUGAGCGGGUGGGUGCCGGAGCCCCGGUCUAUCUGGCUGCUGUGCUCGAGUAUCUGACGGCCGAAAUCCUCGAAUUGGCCGGCAACGCGGCCCGGGACAAUAAGAAGACCCGCAUCAUCCCCCGACACCUGCAGCUGGCCGUCCGCAACGACGAGGAGCUGAACAAGCUGCUGGGAGGGGUGACUAUCGCUCAGGGCGGUGUGUUACCCAAUAUCCAGGCUGUCCUGUUGCCCAAGAAAACCGGCGCUGCCAGUAAGUGAAGCGACGUAAGCUGAAUCUAUUUCUCCAAAGGCUCUUUUCAGAGCCACUCACAAUGGCUCUGGAAGGGCUGAGCGGCGGGUUCUAUCCGUCCUUUUGAUAUCCUGCAUCUGUCAGUGCCUCGACAUGUUUCUUCCGCGAAAGAAACCGGAAUAAAUCUGCACAGAAACCGGUUCGUUUCAGUCCCGGCUCGUUUUCCCCUCUCAGCAGACCGAAUGAGCUCUCUCCCCUUGCAGAGAGUCAGCGGGUUCAUGAAAUGAACUUCCGGAGUCAGCCCCGGGAGGGAGAAUUUAAUCUCCGAUCACUGAACGACUCCGCUCUUCAUCACCUAGAACCGCGUUGUCUGGGUUCCACAUUACGGGUUGACUCCGGACCGUUCCGGUGUGCAGAAGGAGGGAACAUUGCCUGUUCGUUGCUUCAUGAGCGAUUCCCAUCGCCUCACAGAAAAAUAACAUUUGCGUUUUACAUUUCAGAAUCAAGUUUAUUAUCACCGGCAUGUGACGUGAAAUUUGUUAACUCAGCCGCAGCAGUUCAAUGUCAUACAUAAUCUAGAAGAUAAUUAUAAAAUUAUUAAUUAAAAUAAAACAUAAUAAAGAAACAAGUAAAUCAGUUACGUAUAUUGACUGUUAUUUAAAAAAAACGUAAAAAAAACAAAUACCGUACAUUAAAAAAGUGAGGUAGUGUCCAUAGUUUUAAUGUCCAUUUAGGAAUCGGAUGG
Molecule: messenger RNA, 1846 nt
Organism: Hypanus sabinus (Atlantic stingray)
Lineage: Eukaryota; Metazoa; Chordata; Chondrichthyes; Myliobatiformes; Dasyatidae
Product: late histone H2A.L3-like
Exons: 1
Coding region: 747-1130 (127 amino acids)
Cellular component (GO): nucleosome
Molecular function (GO): DNA binding; protein heterodimerization activity; structural constituent of chromatin
Source: RefSeq, a predicted model, not a curated record